Aspergillus terreus NIH2624 is the source of this 1488-nucleotide messenger RNA. RefSeq names its product indoleamine 2,3-dioxygenase family protein. The transcript has 5 exons. NCBI's taxonomy places the organism in Eukaryota, Fungi, Ascomycota, Eurotiomycetes, Eurotiales, Aspergillaceae. Gene Ontology annotation, molecular function: metal ion binding; heme binding. The record is from RefSeq and is a predicted model, not a curated record. Bases 1 to 1488 code for a protein of 495 amino acids.
AUGACCCAGACCAAAGCCCCUCCUGCUUCUACUACCACCUUGAAGCGUUUCCCUCACAUCCAUGAUGACCCUGCUCAACUCCCUCGGUCCUUGGACCCCUUCACCAUCACCACUUCCACCGGCUUCCUGCCAUUCAUCAUGUCUCCCACCAAGCUGCCCGAUGCCUUCCAGCCUCUGAUGUCCUUACUUGACCGUCUUCCCGUUGUCAAGGCUGAUGGAACCCCAGGCCUCUUGGCUACCUAUGAGCUGGGGCCUGCUGUCGAGGCUGAGCUACCCGACCUGACUGCUGAGGUGGAUAAGCUGGUCACUGCUGAUGGUUCUCCUGACCUCUAUGCUGUCACUGCUGUCUUCCGGGAUUACUCUUUCCUGGCUUCUUCUUACUUGCUUGAGCCCUGCUGGGAGAACUGGACCAAGAACCCCGAGAAUGGAUACGGCCUGGGAAGAGACUUCCUUCCUAGGGCCGUGGCUUGUCCCAUGUACCGUUGUGCUCAACUCCUGGACAUCCCUCCCUUCAUGUCUUACGCUGCCGCGUACUCCCUCUUCAACUACACUCUUGAGGAUCCUUCCAAGGGCCUGGUCUACUCGAACCUCCGCCUUGUCCGAGCAUUUGAACGUGGCCUUGACCCCAAGAGCUCCGAGGCAGGGUUCAUCCUCACUCAUGUCGACAUGGUCAAGGAAUCCAACCACCUGAUCAGCGGAGCUGUUAAGGUCGUCGACACCCUUGAACUUGGAGGCCCUCGUUCUGAUGUGAAUGAUGGGUUCCGUGAGAUCCUCACCGCGAUGGAGAAGAUUGAAGCUUCCAUGGAAGACAUGUGGGCCAACUCUAAGCCCAGUGAAUACCUUUCCUUCCGUGUCUUCAUCUUCGGAAUCACCUCUCAGUCCAUGUUCCCGAACGGAGUGGUCUACGACGGUGUCCUAGAUAACAAGCCUCUUCAUUUCCGUGGCGAGAGUGGAGCCAACGACAGCAUGAUUCCUCUUCUGGACCACCUCCUCCAGAUCCCCAUGCCGUCCACUCCCCUCACCAAGAUUUUGCAUGAGUUCCGUGCUUAUAGGCCUCUUCCUCACCGCGAGUUCCUCGCCCACAUGAACUCUAAAUCCCAGGAGGUUGGCGUCUUUGACUUCGCGAAGAAAGACACGGAGACCAUUAUCCUCUUCCUCAAGACCCUGAACCACGUCCGCAGCUUCAGAUGGCGACACUGGCUGUUCGCCCGAGAGUACAUUAUCCGGCGGACUCCUCACCCGACUGCCACCGGCGGUAGUCCAAUCGUGACUUGGCUGCCUAACCAGCUUUCGGCGGUUAUGGAUAUGAUGAUUUCCGUCUACGAUACCUAUCUUGCCCCACAAAAGAGUUCCGGAGACGCCAAUGGCUUGACGGGUUACGAUGCGACGUACCAGAAACAGGUUGAGCCCAUGAUGGAGAUGGUGCGUGAUCAGAGGGAAAAGUUGGCCCGUGAGGUCGAGAGGUGGUGCAAGGAGAGAGGAGUUUGA